AGUCUCUGGAGACGCGAGUUUUGGCUACCAUCAAGUAGUGAGGGGGAGCCAGCUUCAAUAUAAAAACGAAAUUUGAAGUGACGAUCGUUACUUUCUUUCUCAGAUUUACUCAAGUCUUAGAAUGCCCCCCAAAGUAAGCGGAAAAGCUGCGAAGAAGGCCGGCAAGGCCCAGAAGAACAUUGCCAAAGGAGACAAGAAGAAGAAGCGCAAGAGGAAGGAGAGCUACGCCAUUUACAUCUACAAAGUUUUGAAGCAGGUCCACCCCGACACUGGCAUCUCCUCCAAAGCCAUGACCAUCAUGAACAGCUUCGUCAACGACAUUUUCGAGCGCAUCGCUGGAGAGUCGUCCCGUCUUGCCCACUACAACAAGCGUUCGACCAUCACUAGCCGGGAAAUCCAGACGGCCGUCCGUCUGCUCUUGCCCGGUGAGUUGGCCAAGCACGCCGUGUCUGAAGGCACCAAGGCAGUCACCAAGUACACCAGCACCAAGUAGAUUGUUCAUCUCGGUCCCUUCCAACCAAACGGCCCUUUUCAGGGCCACCAAAUUUUCAAGAAAAGAAAAAUAUCUAACUGCUUUUGACAUUUGUCUAGUCGAAUCCAAAACUCGACCCAAUUUGUGAGACGGAACGUUAUGAAUUGCUUUGUAUCUAGAGCUUAUACUUAUAGGCUCUUUUCACCAGUUUACUAUUCUACAGCAAUACUCAGCUGUAGUUCACGUUUGCCAGAUUUGAAACAAUGCGUUGAAUAGUGAAUACAGAGAAAAGGGGAUCACGAAAUUGGUCUCCGAAGCAAUAACGGAACUUUUUUACGUACUAAGCAAAUGUUAUAAAAAUGUUGUUAAAUACGAUGGGAAGUUAUUACAUAUUUUAGAUUCAGACAGACGAUUCGAUUAAAAGUAGAAGUUGAAUCUAAGCAAUUUUUAUCUAUGGCACAGCCAUUUCUUUCAUUUAAUUCAAAUAGUAAUCAAGAUAAGAAUCACCGACAGUGGCGAAAAACUGUUUCAGUAGCUAAGAGCAACUCCGAACAUUGACGAGAA
Messenger RNA from Daphnia pulicaria, 1036 nucleotides. Its product is annotated as histone H2B.3. Gene Ontology annotation, molecular function: structural constituent of chromatin; DNA binding; protein heterodimerization activity. Gene Ontology annotation, cellular component: nucleosome. The coding region runs from base 122 to 493 and encodes 123 amino acids. The transcript has a single exon. Lineage: Eukaryota; Metazoa; Arthropoda; Branchiopoda; Diplostraca; Daphniidae. The record is from RefSeq and is a predicted model, not a curated record.